AGCCCGCUGGAAGCUGAUUGGCUCCUGAGGAACGUCAACACGACGUCUCCUCUGAUUGGUCCGUGGCUCACCCAAGGCGGAAGUGCACCACGGAAGUCAAGAUGGGUACUCGGGUGAAGGUCCUGAGUGUGUUUAAAUCGCUGCACAGGACAAGAAUGGCUGUAUUCAAAGAUGAUGAGAGAGCACUGACAGCUGCCAAAGUAAAGAUCAACGAGGAGUUCCGUAAGAAUAAAAAUGAAUCUUCAGAAGAAAGCAUUGAGAAGAUGAUCAAAAUGGGCUCAGACGUGGAAGUAGUUCUACGGAAGUCUGUACUUCAAAUGGAGCAUGUCGGCGAUCAGAAACUUUUGCUUCGACCAAGAGAAAGUCUUCUGUUAGAAAAUGUACCCUACUGUGACCAGCCCAGGAAAAAGUCAUAACGGAGUGACUUAAUAACCCAACAAGGACAGAGACAUUGCAACACAAAAGACAUGUACUACCAUCCCCAACAUUUCAUUAUGAUCUCCAAACCAAGAUCAGGACCUUAUGGAUACUUUUAUAUUUUUGCUGGAGACAUUGUGCUGUACAAUUUUAAUCAUGUAUGAAGUUAAACUAUUUAAAAAUUGUUGUUAUUGCAUGUGUAUGUUAUUUUUUCUUUGCGGUUAACGCUAGCUUGCAGUAUAGCAGCAAGACUUUUAUAUUUAUUGUUUAAAACCAAUCAGGUUAAUUAAAAAAAUGCUGUUAUCUAUUCGCUGUAAUAUAUAUGCAGUGAUGUUUUCUACUGACUAAGUCUUCAACUAUACAAAGUAUUUCAAUGGUAAGAAUCUGCGCUUUGGGAUGAUAUACCAGUUACUAUGGUAAUCUAAUUAGUUACUAUGGUCAUCUAAUUAGUUACAAUGUUAAUCUACGUCACAGCAGCUCAGACGAGGCACCAAGCAGUGUGGGCGGGAAGCAUUUCCACAGACGCGGAAGGAGAUUUUCACAACAAAGUUCUAAAGCUUAGUCAUACAUCAGAUAUAUCAGAUUGUAGGUGGGUUUAUUUUGUACCCUUCGCGUUCAUAUUUCACUGUUUGUUGCAUUUUUGUUGCGUUUCACUUGAUUGUAAAAUAUGUCAAUCGAAAGGGGGUGUGAUGUUUAUAUUUUGUCAAUAUUCAGUGUUUUAUCCUUCAUAGAAAAAUGUAAAAUUCCAUUACGUUUUUUAAGGCGGUCUGUCAUAACGUUUUUAGCAUUCAAUCAGACAUUAUUGUGAGGUUUUGUAUUAGUGUUCCUAAAAAUAGAUAUACCGCCCCCAAGACAAUUUUUUUUCUCUAAAUGUGGGCCCCGAGUCAAAAUAAUUGCCCAGGCCUGCUCUAAAGACUUAAACAGGACGACAAAGUGCU
Entelurus aequoreus (snake pipefish) is the source of this 1355-nucleotide messenger RNA. It is a transcript of the gene lyrm7, whose product is annotated as LYR motif containing 7. NCBI's taxonomy places the organism in Eukaryota, Metazoa, Chordata, Actinopteri, Syngnathiformes, Syngnathidae. The transcript has 5 exons. The record is from RefSeq and is a predicted model, not a curated record. Bases 102 to 416 code for a protein of 104 amino acids. Gene Ontology annotation, biological process: mitochondrial respiratory chain complex III assembly.